Molecule: messenger RNA, 1608 nt
Organism: Brettanomyces bruxellensis
Lineage: Eukaryota; Fungi; Ascomycota; Pichiomycetes; Pichiales; Pichiaceae
Exons: 1
Coding region: 1-1608 (535 amino acids)
Biological process (GO): mRNA 3'-end processing
Cellular component (GO): mRNA cleavage and polyadenylation specificity factor complex
Molecular function (GO): mRNA binding
Source: RefSeq, a predicted model, not a curated record
AUGAAUUUCAGAAACACUUCGCAAGGUGCAUCGAUGGCGUUCAACUCGAAGCCGCCGUCCAACGGGUUCCUACCCUACGGCGGAUACGCCGGGUACGGUGGAAGACCCGGUGGCCCCACCGGGCACUCGCACGUGGGAGGCGGCAUGGCCCCCGGUAGUCGUACCGCGGUCGGCGGUGGCCCACCGGGCAGCUCCUCCAGUACCGUCACACCGGGCUCCACAAACAGCUCCUGCGUGCUCUACCUCGGAGCCAUCCCCUAUAACUGGGAUGUCGAGGUCAUCAAGAGCGUCGUCUGUGGCUCGGGCCCCGUCGUUGACGUCCGCUGCAUGAUGGACAACGCGUCCAAAAACAAGGGAUUCUGCUUUGUGGAGUACUCCUCGGCCGAGGCAGCAUCAAAGGCUCUCUCGGUACUCUCGCGGAUCAAGAUCGAGGGCCGCAAGAAGCUGCGAAUCGAGCUCUCAAAGGAGGGCCUCCGGAACCCGGUGCCGGGCCAGAAACCGGAGUUGCAUCUCAGCCGGAAUUUCCUGCCUUCAAACGUGAUUAUCCCCCGCGAGAUGCUGCUGCAGGCACCGGAUACAGAUCUCAAUGCCGGGAUCUCGAGCAUGGGUUCGGGACUCCCGGGGUCCAAGAGCACGAGUGCGUCGUCAGCCGAGAUUGCAUCCAUUAUGGCGUCCAGCAAGCAGGUGAAGAAGAUGGUUGGCCAGAUGAUCGCCAACGGCAUGGACAUGAACCAGAUCGCGUCUGUGGUGCGUCAGCUGGCCAGCGGGGGAGGGCCUGGUGCGGGUGAGCCGCCGCAGAUCCCAGCAGCCCCGGUGGACGGUUCGGUCGCCCCGGACGAGUCCCGUGGCCCCCGCGGCCCUCGGCAGUCGCACCAGGACCAGCUUGCCACGCUCUCCAUGGCCUCCCGGUACCUGCCGGUGCCCCAGCAGGCGGCCGCCGCCCCGGGCCAGCUAGGCAACCCCGGCAACCCGGGCAACCCGGACCCCCAGGCCAUCUACGCCAAGGACAAAGUGUCGCAGACACUCGCCGCCAUCCCGCCCAACGUGCUCAUCGAGCUGCUGGCCAAGUUGAAGCUUGUUUUGAGCGGCCCCACGCCCAACUACCAGCAGGCCGCCGCGAUCUUGCACGACAACCCCAAGCUGGCUGCUGCUGCUGCCCAGUCCUUGCUUCUUAUGGGGAUCAUUGAUCUGAAUGUGAUCAACGAGACAUUAGCUGGGCGGACCGUUGGAAAUGUUGGUAAUGCUAAUGUUGGUAAUUCCAAUGUUGGUAAUGCUAAUGUGGCUAAUGUGGCUAAUGUUGCUAAUGUUGGUACUGUUGGCAAUGCUACUGUUGGCAAUGUUGCUAAUGCUAAUGUUGGCAAUACUAAUAAUUCCAAUGUUGCUAAUGCCAUUAAUGCUAAUGCAAAUCCAAACCCCCCUUACUCCCAACUCACUGCCCACCCAGACUGGCUCUCCUUGCCACAGCAUACCGUCAACAAGUUGAUGGCAAUCAGCGACCAAGAGGCAAACUUGAUCGUCCAGGUGCUCAAGUUGUCCCCCCAGCAAAUCGCAAACUUGCCGGACAACGAACGCAAUAUGGCAAACCAGAUCAGAUCCCAGUACUUGUGA